Messenger RNA from Salmo salar (Atlantic salmon), 2981 nucleotides. The record is from RefSeq and is a predicted model, not a curated record. NCBI's taxonomy places the organism in Eukaryota, Metazoa, Chordata, Actinopteri, Salmoniformes, Salmonidae.
ACAAUUAUCUCUCGAAAGUUUGGCAUUUCUGUCCACGAGAGAUUUAAUGUACAGUAGCCCACACGCCUUUCAAUAUCAUGGCAUUUAAAUAUAGUUUUUAGUCCAUGUUAUGUUUGGUGUUUUUUUUUAUCUCAUGCUCCAGACACUUCAUGUAAAAGAUGUUAGUGUAUAUUUAUUAUGACUUUUUUAAAUGAGAAAUCAGGCAGUGAAUCAUCAGGCUUUUCCCCAGACAAUAUGUCAGGAGGUUGGUGGUACCUUAAUUGGGGAGAACAGGCGCAUGAUAAUGAGUUGAAUUAGUGGAAGGGUAUUAAAUAUAUCAAACACAUGGUUUCCAAGUGUUUGAUGCCAUUCCAUUUCCUCCUGUUCCUGAGUAUACAAAAGGUUAACGCCUGGUUUUUCCAUGAAGUAGACUGACCAGGUGAAGGCUAUGAUCCCUUAUUGAUGUCACUUGUUUAAUCCACUUCAAUCAGUGUAGAUGAAGGGGAGGAGACGGGUUAUAGAAGAAGGCAGCGGCGGGGCGGGGACUCAAUAUUAGGAAGGUGUUUCUAAUGUUUGGUAUAGGCAAAGUUGGCCAGACUUUUUCAAUGACCCUUGGUUCCACAUAGAGAAUGCAGCCUCUCACUGACUACAAAUCCAACUGCAUCUUUCUCUAACCUUUUUAUGUCAGGAUGGAGUGUUGUGAGGUGGAGCCACGCUAUACCAUAGAGCAGAUCGACCUCCUCCAGCGUCUCCGUCUCUCAGGGAUGACCAAGCCACAGAUCAUCCAGGCCUUGGAGUCCCUAGAGCGGCUAGAUCCCGACCAUCGUCCCCAGUACUGCAAUGACACCCACACCGCCAACCCAACCAACAACACCACCCCUACCACAGCCUCCGCCCCAGUCCCUUCCUCCUCUUCCUCCUCCUCUUCCUCCUCCCUCUCCUUGGCAUCCGCCACAACGCAGACCCCUGGGAUGGACGGCGCCUCGCUGUCGCCUAGCAACAGCUAUGAGGCCUCUCCCCCUCCGCUGUACCCACAUGGGGUUGGAGUUCAGAAGUCGUUUAGCUAUGACAUCAUGGCAGAGGAGGACUGGGAUCUGGAGGAGAAGGUGGAGGAGUACAUGAGGAGGGACAGUAACCUGGUGAAGGAGGAGAUUAAAACCUUCCUCAACAACCGCAGGAUCUCCCAGGCCAUAGUGGGACAGGUCACAGGCAUCAGUCAGAGCUAUAUCUCUCAGUGGUUGCUGCAGCAGGGCUUGGAGAUGAGUGACUCCAAACGCAGAGCCUUCUACCGCUGGUACCUGCUUGAGAGAAACAACCCAGGGCUGAGAUGGAGUGAAAGCCAGCACGGCCCGGCGGGUCUGGGCCCAGGGCUCUGUGGUCUUGGCCAGGGGUUGGGCCAGAACCCGGGCUCUGGACCCGCCAGGGGAGGGGACAGAGACGUCACAGGGAUGGUGGGAAACGCUACUACGGGCGCCACAGCCGCGGCCACUACCACCUGGGGCAGACAGAGAGAGCUGCUGAUGCACCUCCUCCCAUGGUACACUGCUGCCGCACAGCAGGCACAGCCAGGGGCUACCCUGUCGAUGCGCUCCCUGGUGAAGGAGGAGCCUGAUUGGAGGACGGGGGUCAGCCCCGGGGAGAGGGGCGGGAUGGUGGGCGGUCCUCUGAGGCUGCGGAGGGGAAGCAGGUUCACCUGGAGGAAGGAGUGCCAGUCAAUCAUGGAGAGUUUCUUCAUGGAGAACCAGUACCCUGAUGAAGCGAAGAGAGAGGAGAUCGCUAACGCCUGCAACUCAGUCAUCCAGAAACCUGGAUGCAAGCUGUCCGAGUUUGAGCGUGUCACGGCUCUGAAGGUGUACAACUGGUUCGCCAACCGCCGGAAAGAGAUGAAGAGACGGGCUAAUAUAGAGGCAGCCAUCUUGGAGAGUCAUGGUAUCGAGGUUCCAAGCCCGAGCUGUCAAUCCAAUGGUGAGGAGAUGGAACCACAGGACUUCGCAGAGCAAGUGAAUCAACGAUUCAUUGAGCAGGAAGAGAUCUCUUCCAGGAAGGACCUUGAUCUACAAGACACCUCCUCAUUGGCUGCCGUCGAGGUCCUUCCCCCUCCAAGCCCCACCCCUCAGGUUCUGGAACAGAAAGCUGACGAAUCGAAGAGAGAGACAGUGGACGAGGAGUGACCAAUGGGAGAGCGUGGAUUUGAAUAUAUAACGGAAUAUUUAAAAAUAAUAAUAAUAAUAGAUGCUCUGAAUGUCUUCAAGGGAUAUGACAAGUCAGAGUUAAUUGUUGAAAAGGGUGCUAUAGCUCUCGGUGCCUCUAAGUGGUAGGGAGGCCACUGUCUAUACAGUAAUCAUGCUUUAUAGUAAUGCCAAUAUUUAUCUCUAUCUCUCUAUGUAGUGCAUUCCAAGACCAGUCUUAAACGAAAGACGACUCCUUAUAAAAGAAUAGGGGUCUAAGUGGUUAAAUCCUCUAGAAGUUCAACAGCCUUUUAACGUUUUCUUUGCUACUUGCUUUUUUAAUUUUUUUAAAGGUUUUGACGAGUGGUUGUGUAAUAAUGGACUGGAGUGGGAACUGAACGUUUUGAACCUGCAGGUCAGGUGUGUUUGAUGAGAAGGUGAAGACGGGUGUGUUUGGUUGAGGCGAGUUGAUUUUAGAUUUUUUUUUGUUGGUGUGACGAUAAGUGUUUCCGAUAAUAUCAGCGUGAUAAUAUCAGCCUUCUCUGCUCGCUUGAAUGUCUUUGACCCGAUCUUAGGAAAACUUGUUAGACUUUUUUGGGGAUCAAUCAAUCAAGUAGUCCGGUCAGUUGUUAAGAGUCCAACCCUGAGGGACAAAUGGAAUCUCAGGUAAACCCAAAGAUGGUGGAUGAUAACGAAUCACACGUUUCUCUCUCUAAUAAGCUUGUUCAAAAGGAAUGUUUCCUAUUAUAUGUUGACUGUUUCUGCAACAACAACAAACAUCUGUAUUCUGUCUUAAUUGUAAUGUCAGCAAGCCAAACUAAAGAGUUUAAUUUA